Tinamus guttatus (white-throated tinamou) is the source of this 375-nucleotide messenger RNA. The record is from RefSeq and is a predicted model, not a curated record. Lineage: Eukaryota; Metazoa; Chordata; Aves; Tinamiformes; Tinamidae.
AUGUACUUACCAUCAGAUAUCUUUUUCUUAAAGAUCUGGACCUUGGUCGUUGGUUACCUGCUGAUGAUUUCCUUCAAGUGGAAUCUAAGCACAGAGCGUUACUUGAAAGCCAUCUCGGUACCUGUGUGGAUUAUGCUGCUCUUUCACUUAGCUUCUGUGGCUGGUUCCUGGAAAAUUCCUGUGUUUCUGGUUAUAGUCAUUCUGAUGACUGUAGGCACAUUGCAUGAACAGCAGAGUGGAAAGGAGUCUUCUGGGGCAGAACUUCCCGGUCAGAUGAUUUCCAUUGCUGCUUCAACAAUUGCCAUGGCAAUAUCAAUUACAGAAGAUGAAUCAAAAAAACCUUCCUCACAACCCUCAGGUGACUGAAUACUCUGU